Messenger RNA from Fopius arisanus, 1026 nucleotides. RefSeq lists its product as uncharacterized. The transcript is spliced from 6 exons. Bases 160 to 1005 code for a protein of 281 amino acids. Lineage: Eukaryota; Metazoa; Arthropoda; Insecta; Hymenoptera; Braconidae. The record is from RefSeq and is a predicted model, not a curated record.
AUACUUAAUUGUAUUAUUUUAAGUUUACUGUAAAUUAAUGAUUCACAGAGUCCUGCAAACGAUAGUCUGAAUAAUCCUCAACACAACUCACCCUUAUCAAACUCAAAUGCAGUAGAGGAGAAACGGAGUAUUUAUGAUUUCAUCCCAUCUCCGUCGCUUAUGGAAAUUGAAACGUUGCCUCGGGAGGAUCAAGAUUCUGAUGAUUCCUAUCUCUCGGAAACUGAGAAUGUCAUGCGGAAGUAUCGCUCUUUGCAGCAGAAACAAGAGCAGCAACGUCUGAAGAACAGGAAAAUCCCCAAUGGAGAGGGUUUGGAGGAAAAUGAAAAAGAGGUUCCCGCCACUAGGAAGAAGAAUCCGAGGAAAUUAAUAAUUUCCGAAGAAGUGCGCUCAAGAGCAGAAUCGAUGAGGGAGCUCAACAAUGUCAUCAGGGAGCGAGAUCUAUUAAAGGAGGAUAAUGCAGCCCUAAAAAUCAAGGUGCACAAAUUAGAGGAAGAUAUUGAGAAAGCUGAACUCAGAAUGGACCUGUCAGUGAGCGUCGUGAAAAAAACCGUGCAAGAAGCGGUGAGGACACAUUCUGAACGUCAUAAACUCAUUACUAUCGAUAAACAAACGAAGCUGGUGCACUUGCCUCAUGAAAAAACGAUGGCUCUUCUGAAAUACCAGCAGAUUUUGCAUCAGAAAACUUUUCGAAAACGUGUAAAUAAACUCAUUGAGUGGUACUGGCCUGAGAGAACCCAGAGAGACAACUUUUAUUUUGAGAUCAAGGAAAAAACAGCCCACGAGCAUCCAGAAGCAGAGCUCGUUCCAAGUGAUGAUUUAAUUAUAUUGAAAGAUAUUUUGGAAGCGUUACAAGAAGCUCAUUGGCUCGUCGCCUUGGAUGCCGCGGGAAAUGAAGUACCUUGGGAACUGGCCUACAAAGGAAACAUCCAGACCAAGCUCAACUCCGAUCGUGACGUUCACAAAAAGGCGAAGGAGAAAAAAAGAAGUACUCGACGGGCAAAAUAAAAUUAAGAGAUUAUUUGUACU